AUGUACACUAAUUACGAUGGAAUUCCAACUCGCUACCACGGUCUCGCCUACUCCAAACUGCGUAUCAAUGACCACACUCUAGACGAACAUCUAGCACCAUCUUCAUUCGGCUCUUUCCACUCUUGGGCUCACCCGAGUGCUUCACAGGAUCUAGGAGCUCUGGAUCGUCUUCCACUCGAACUUCUACACGAGACAUUGCUCCACCUCGACAUUCGCACACUCUUCGAUCUUCGAAAUGUCAAUCGUCGGGCCUUGGAGCUGGUUGAUUCUGUCCCCCAAUUCAAAGCCAUUAUUACACACGCUCCCAAUGCCCUACGUGGGUUACUACAAAUCGGUACUGGCAGAUGGACUACGAUCAAGGUUUUACACACAAGGCUGUGUACACCAGAGUGCGAGCAUUGCGGCGAUUUUGGUGGAUACCUCUAUCUCAUGACAAGCAGACGCGUUUGCUUUCUGUGUCUGACGCAAUUAAGACAGUAUCUCCCGCUGCGGAUUCGCAACGCCAAGCGAGAUUUUCGAUUGGACAAAGCAACCGUGGAAAGAUUGCCUAGUAUGCGGGUGAUACCUGGUCGAUAUUCACCAAAUGAGAAACUCGCUCCCUGUACUGUGCUUGUUGACUACGAGUCUGCUUUUUGCGCCGGUAUCGAGCGUGAUGGGUCUGAAAGUGCUUUGCAGAAGCAUGCGUCAGAUACGGUUGAGCAAAAUCUUGGGAAUUCCGGUACAGGUACGACGGCAACAGCACAUCAGUCAACAUCGAUGAUGGGUCGAAUACACGAUUUUCGAACUCCACCGAUCGAUGCACGCUCGGGAAAUCCGCUACGAUUCGUCGCUGUAGUCCAUAUGCCAUGGUUCAAUAAUCAGUCCAAAGAGGUGGAUUGGGGCUUUCACUGCCUUGGCUGCAAGGAAUCCGGUCGCGCCCCCUUUCACUACCGGCGGCGAUUUUGGGCAGCAUCAUUUGAUGAGCACAUAAAGCAAUGCGGGACUAUUAGAAAUGGCAGGCACGUCACCGUCGAUCCAGAUGGCGACAGCGAAUUCAGAAUCUUGGUCGACAACAUAUCCGUCAAAUACAUCACGAUAGACGCAGGUAUUUUUGGGCUUGAUGAGAUAUGUUUUAGUCCUUUGUUGAUCAGUCUAUUGCCCCCUCUUCCUCCAGGUAAAUGGAUCCAAGCACGUCUUGGCCGCGAUCCUCUAACCAGCCUUGCUCGCUUCACCCUCGCCCCAGAAACAACACUCCCCGGGAUAACGAGCAUCUGGCACCCGAUUCGUGUCAAUCAUCUAGACGUCCAAUUCGGCGAAAAACUGCAUUCAAACGUGUACGAGGCCACAUCUGAGCGAUUCCCUGGCAAAGUGGCCGUUGCCAAAUUCGCCCGCUUUCCCUGGGAAAUCCCUCGGCUUCCGACAGAGACGGCGGUAUACGAACGUAUAGACGGCUACCAAAUCGGUCCAGAGUUUCUCGCUCACUUGACAGAGGGGACAAGGGUCAUUGGCUUCCUCCUCGCUUGCGUCUCCGACUGCCGACCCGCCGCUUCACAAGACUACAAGGCUUGUCGAUCAGCAUUGGCAAAGUUGCACGCGCUUGCCAUCAAACACGGAGACGUCAACAGGCACAAUUUCCUCAUCGAUUCAGACUCCAUCAUGCUCAUUGAUUUUGUGGAUUCCUCGCUGACCCCAGACACGGGCGAACUGCAAGAGGAACUCGAGUGCUUGCAAGAUUCCCUACUUGAUGCUUCUGACAGAGGGGGGCAGACGCGUUGGGCUGGCCACCGGCCUUAG
This is a messenger RNA of Plenodomus lingam JN3, 1773 nucleotides long. RefSeq lists its product as uncharacterized. Gene Ontology annotation, molecular function: protein binding. The record is from RefSeq and is a predicted model, not a curated record. NCBI's taxonomy places the organism in Eukaryota, Fungi, Ascomycota, Dothideomycetes, Pleosporales, Leptosphaeriaceae.